GUCUUAUAUCGGUAUUUGAUGUUCUAGGCAGCAACUUAAUUUAAAGAUGGACUAAACGUUGGCGUUUGACAGUAUUUACGCCGAAUUUACCGAGAGACUCUUAAGUGUUUUUAAACACGUGGGUCGUUGUGACUCGAUGAAUAAACCUCCGCCGAUGGGACGCGAACCUUAAACGGACGCCUUCGCCAACGGAGGCUCGCGCGCCGCCUCGCCAAGUCAAGGCGAAAAGUGCAAACUUGGCAGUGCUCGCGCUCUCCAUCACCCCGCGAGGAGGAAGGGAGCGGGACUCGUGCUCGCGUGCACUCGCAGCGCGCCCCCCAUUCAGUUACAGCGGGUGUUAUACAUAAUUCAGUCCCAGCGAGGGGACACCUCAGUCGCUGCCCUCCCGCCGAGACGCGGCGGAGCUGCAGGCUCCCGCAGCCCGUGGACGGACACGCCGAUGCGGCCGCUUCCUGGUCCUGAGCGGGCGGCGGCUGGAGCCGGGAGGAGGAGGACGGGGGCUCGUUUGUUGCAGGCUACGCUCGACUUCCAUCGGCUGAGGAAAGGCAGCGAGGAGCGCUGAGCCGCCGGAGACGUAAACAUUGCCAUGCCCAGGCGGAUGCGCCGCGCCGCCGCGUUCCCUCCCUCCGCUUCCGCCUCCUCCGGUGCAGGGAACGGGCUCCGCGCCGGAGCUCCGCGGUAGCGCGGUGCAGUGGGUGUCGGCGGUGAAGUUGUGUUCGGGAUAGGAGGCUGCGGCGGGCCACGCUCGGCGCCGCGCGCGCCCCGUCUGACUUUGCCGCGUCCGCGUUUCGCGGCCAUGCUGCGGGCGGCAUCCUGCGACCUGUUCCCGACCUGAGCUCCGCUCUCGGGGACAAACAACUUCCCCAACGCGGUGAAGCAGCAGCCUCCUCGCGUUGGUCCUUUUGUCUCCCUGCAACAUUCUGGAACUGGCGUGAUCGCGAGGAUCUCUUUGUUUCCACUUCAAGGAAGAAAAUGCAUUGAGACAACUAUCUGAAACUUUAAUCCAAGCUGCGCGUGCAUGACUGCUCGCUGGGACCACCCUUGCAAUUAUCACAGUAACGCAGCGCCAUGGGUGCAAAGCAGACCAAAGGCCCGGAGGCGGGGGGCGCCAGCCCGCAGCACAGCUGGAAGCGCACCCCCACCAAGGAGCGGGGGGACCUCCUGGCGUCCCUCAUGCUGAAGUCAGGGGACAGGCUGAGCCGCGGUGGGACGCCGCCGCCGCCCUACCAGCGCCGGAUCGGCAUGAUCCAGGAGAUGAUGCUGAUGGCGAAGCAGGGGAAGCAGGACGAGGCCACGGAGAUGCUGAAGACACUCCGGCAGGACCUGGGCAUGGAGUCAACAUCCCUGGAUGACGUACUGUACCGCUACGCCAGCUUCAGGAACCUGGUCGACCCCAUCACACAUGACCUGAUCAUCAGCCUGGCGCGAUACGUGCACUGCCCCAAGACGGAGGGCGACUCUCUCGGGGCCAUGGAGAAGGUUUGCCGUCAGCUCACCUACCACCUGAGCCCCCACUCCCAGUGGAGGAGGCAGGGCCUGCUCAAGAGGAAACCUCAGGCCUGUCUGAAGGCCGUGCUGUCGGCCGCUCCGUCCAGCGGCGCCCUGGACCUGUCCGGCAUCCCUCUGACCGCUCGAGACAUGGAGCGCCUGUGCGCACACCUGCAGCGCCACGCGUCCACGGUGGCCAGCCUGGAGCUCGGCUUCACGGAGCUGACGGACGAGGCCUUCCUCCUGCUGCUGCCCACGCUGGCCGCGCUGCCGCACCUGGAGACGCUGGCGCUGAACGGCAACCGGCUGACCCGCGCCGUUCUCAAGGAGCUGACCGAUGCUCUGAAGGAUCCAGGGAGUUUUCCCAGUGUGACCUGGAUUGACCUGGGCAACAAUGUGGACAUCUUCUCCCUGCCGCAGCCCUUCCUGGUGAGCCUCAGGAAGCGCUGCCCCAAACAGGGCAACUUGCCCACCAUCCUGGAGUUUGGAGAGAGCCAGGCCAGCGACCCUCCUGAGAGGCUGAGGGGGCUCGGGGAGGAGGAGGAGGAGGAGGGGGAGACGGACGACACCAACCGGACCGAGAGCAUGGGUGAGCUCCGCUCAGAGGUGGAGGAGGAGAUCGAUGGAGAAAUGGAGAUCGAGGAAAUGAUGGAGGAGCUGCUGGACUUUGACAGGGAAGCGCAGGGCAGGGAGGACGAGGACGACAGCAUGUGGACCGUGGAGGAGCAGAGGAAAGGAGCGAGGAGGAGGGAGAGGAGAGAGGCGGGAGGGAGCAGGGAGAAGGAGGCGCAGAGGAGAGAGCAGCGGCCGGGGAGGAGGCCGGCGAUGGUGGAGGAUGAGGACACACACAGCCACUCCUCCCGCCUCUCUUACUCCAGCCAGUCGCAACGCUCCUCAGGAGCUAUUGAGCCAAUGAGAGUGGAGGAGGAGGACCUGACCGACCAAUCAGACCACUUGACCUGAUUGCUGCCCGUAGUUCCACUCUGCUCAUGUUUCCCCUCCUGCGUCGAGUCCAUAGUGCAUGAACGGCCCUGCAAAGGCGAACUAAGUCAAACAUGGGGAUGUGCUGCGGACACUCCCUCCACUAAUCUAAUCUGUGAGCAGCCAACACAGACAGCUGGCCCAGUGACAGCUGAAGAGGAAUGAGUCCUGGUGGCCGUAACAGGACGUCUGCUUUGUCUGUAGUUUUAAAUAUAAAGUGGCUAGAAUAGACUGAUUAUUACAUCACAAUGGGCUUUCAUGUACAGAUUGUUAAUCUUUAUUCAGGUCCUUCCUCCUGGUAACCCUUGGUAAUACCUACACGUGCCUGUAGCCUUGGUAAAAGUGAGUGUUCAUAGAUUUAAACAACUAGUUAGGGACCUGGAACCUUUAGCAAAAUGUUUUUGCCAAAACUCGACAUGUAGAUGUAUAAAAUAUCUCCCUCCCACAUACGUCCACAUCAAGCCAGAUGGAUCGGAAGACAGACGGGAAUCACAAGUCAAGCCAGCAGAUUUGUGUAAAUUAGUUUCUAUUAACAAAUGAACAGAUGACUAGUCCUUCAGCGGAAGAGAGGAUUAAAUUAGUCAGCUCAGACCAAAAGAAGCAAACAUCUCACGAUGAAGAAGACACCACAAAGGCCUUGAUGAUCGUCAGAAACGGUACCAAGUGCUGCGUUUCCAAGGGAAGGAGUCGGGUCGUGUCCAUGUGUCGUGAUGUGGAAAUGAAAUAUUUAGCAGCCUUUCUCUUAUAAUCCAGGUCAUGUUUCACUCCGUGGUACUGUACGCUAGUGUGCAUCAUGCGCUUGCAUCGCUGUGUUUAUAUAUAGGCUACAAUCACAUUCACACUGGGCUGCCACUGAUUAUACUGGCCUGCAGUGUGUAGCUCUUACCCAGCCAGUCCUUUCCCUCCAUGCCUCGCCUUUAUUCCCGGCAAAGCUUUAAGACACAUAAUGUAUUUUUGGAUGUACAUUAUAUUUAUAUAUAUAUAAUGUAUAUAUAUCAUAUAUAUUGAACAAACCCCACCCAGAAGCACUCAAAUACAUAUAGUGUGCCCCAGACAGCUGCACCAGGUGCUAAGGCAUGUGAGACGCUGAGAAACGUGUGGCACAGCAUCAUCAUACUGUAGGUUUAGUAUGUGUAAGGAUGAUUAAAAGGGAAAGUAGAGACCAAAUCGUUGUCAGGGUUCUUUUCACUUGUCACUGAUGUCGUGCUGCUGCUCGUCCCCACUAGUCUUUGCAUUUCACAGACAGCGCUUGUUCCUGACAGCAACUGCUCCCAAAGACUCAGGACAGACGCGUGAAGUUAGAGAUUUCUUUCUAAGAGGAGAGAUGCAGUUUGCUUAAUGAGAGAGAAUUCCUGCGCUCACUCAUACUUGCAUGAGUUUUGCGUGUGUGUUUGUUAUGGCUGCUCUGCUCUGUGUACUGUUGGACACAGACGGUGUCGACAGGAUGAGGACGCUGAUAGUGAUGCACUCUCGUGACAUCAGUUCAAACGCUGCUUACCCUUAUCACUACCACACACUGGUCAAAAUGAUCAUUCCACCACCGUUGGUGGUGGGAAUUUACAGGCAGAGAUUCCUCUAAGUCCAACUUUACACAGAUGUGGGGACAAAUGUGUCCCGAAGCUUUUGAACCAGCUGACAACAAGAGAAAACUGGAGCCUUAAACGUCAGGAUAUCUUGGCCUCUGAUAGAUUUUCAUUCUUAUUUUCUACCUCUGAUCAUAACAAUAAUACUAAGUGGAUUUCCCCUAUAACAUGGUAGCUGUUGCCUAUGUAUGCAGAUUUAUGACACGUGUUUGCCUGAAGGACUCCACAUGUAUAUUAUAGUAUCAAAUGUAUGUGCUUUGCGGUGUACUAAUUGAUUGGUUUAAGGACAGGCUGUGCCACCAUUUAUCCCAGUAUCAAUGGCCAGUACUAAACCCCUUUGGUACAUUGAUUCAUUAAAAUGUCCUGUUCGCUCUCUUUUGGGUUGAUACAACAUAAGUAUUUUGGGUUAUGUUACAAUGUGUUGUAAUAAAAUAUCAUUAUGAAAUAAAUAUUUAGCACUUUUACUUGGUUGUUAAUGUUUAUGUACACGUUUCACAUAAAUCAUUUGGUGGGUUCUCUUCCUUGGUGGCAGGCAAGAGACUGAGGCGCUUUAGAUGUGUUUGGUUUAUGUCUGCACUUCCUUCUUCCAUCGUUCCUGUUCCUGUUUGGUUCUAAUCAUUGUCUAUUACUUACACCUGCUCUCCUCUGUAUAUUAGAACUAGUUUCACACAUGUUAGUUGUUGGUUGGUUUAUGCUCAUGUUUGAUGAUUUUGUUUGGAGUUACUUUGAUGCUUUGUUUGUACUGAUUACUUUAUUAUUUUGUACUUUGUUUACUGUCUUAAACUAAUAAUUUGUCCUACACAUCCAUUUUAGACUGCUAUGUUAACUGUGCAGCUCAUACUUCAGCUUAUUAUGGUCUUGGUAAAAACAAACUAGUUUGCAAAAAAUUGUUGGUGUUGAUGCUUGAAACAUCCCUUUAAACUGUUUUAUCCAUGACCUUGUUAGAACUAACCCUUUAACAAAAGACUGCAGAGAAAGACUGAGCUUGACCACAAAUGGAGCAACAUUAAAUAUGAAUUUUCACUUGUGGACUUACUCUUGGGGUCAUACUGCCUCUGAUCAUGUGUGUCAUCCUGAGCCCCUGUUGACACCUAAAGAUUCCUUCUCUGUUUUACUCUGGUUCAACACUUUUUAGUGUGACCAGGCUGCUCAAUGCAGAGAGAGAGAGACAUGUGAAAGUAUUUGUAAUGUGCCGAGGUCAUGCACAUCUCUGCUUUAAAGUCAAGGUCACUACAAAUCAAAGCAAAGGAAUCACAAGUGGAAUUAGCCAGUGUUAUUUGAAGUCUUUGAUCCAUUGCUUACUGUCAUAAAGGAUUGUGUGGCUUUUGAUAUUAAACUAUUUGUCCUGACCUUUUUUUGUUUUGUACGCAUGAACAUAUUUUCUUAACAUUAUUCCUUGUAUAGUUGUCUACACUGACAAGAACAAAAUAAUUAAUAGUUGAAAUAACCUAAAAUAUAAGUCAUAUAAAGCUUUUGCACAUUGGAUUCAAAUUCAAAUUACCUAUUCAAAUUCAAAUGAAAGCCACAUCUGCUGUUCGGUGAUUCCUCUCUGUACGACUCGCUCUCACAAUGAGCCCUUUUGUAUGUUACAGUUGAUUUGGGAUGAUCAUGGUGUUUACCUUGGAUUCCUACAGCUACGAAUGCUUUAAGUGACGAGAGGAUGUGCAAAUGCCCAGUUUGCUCAAGGACCCCGGUGAUAUAUUGUGAGACGUAAAAUGAGUCGGGCUAAUGUGAAUCAGUCUCUCUAACCUUGACUCUGUUCUCUCUCUAUGAGUCUUCUAUAUUUACAAUAUUCCUGUGUGUGAUUCUCUGCACAGCUUCCCAGUCACACACUUAACGAGCCCCUGUGGAUAUUUUAUUUUAAUGCCCCUUUAUUAAGGUCAUUCAUUAUAAAACAAAUGCUCCAAGCGUUCAUGUAUGAGUAAAGCAGUAAAACCGUACAAUUUCUGUAGUACCGUCCAUCUUAUUAAUAAAUUCUGUCACAUGAAAACAUA
Betta splendens (Siamese fighting fish) is the source of this 6046-nucleotide messenger RNA. It is a transcript of the gene lrrc75a, whose product is annotated as leucine rich repeat containing 75A. The record is from RefSeq and is a predicted model, not a curated record. Bases 1069 to 2451 code for a protein of 460 amino acids. NCBI's taxonomy places the organism in Eukaryota, Metazoa, Chordata, Actinopteri, Anabantiformes, Osphronemidae. The transcript is spliced from 5 exons.